AUGAAGAACUCAUUGAUAGGGGAUUUUAAUGCAACCAUAUAUCAAGAUGAAAGACUUGGAGACAAGGUGAGAUCCUUUUGUUCAUCAGCUUUCAAUGAUUGUUUGCAUGAUUGUGAGAUAGCUGAUUUACCUUAUCAUGGCUGCUUCUACACUUGGAGUAACAAGCAGGACCCUCCAAAUCGGAUUGUUGCGAAAUUGGAUAGAGUACUCGGGAAUCAAUCUUGGUUGGACUGUUUCAACAACACUGCUAUAUACUUCAUGCCAGAGGGCCUUUUUGACCAUUCUCUGGCUAUUUUAUCUUUAAGUGUGAACAUAAAUUUGGGGAAAAAACCUUUUCGCUAUUUUAAAACGUGGCAAAGGUUUACAGGAUAUCAAAAGUGUGUUACUCCAGCUUGGAAUCAGCAGAUAGAUGGCUCGCCAAUGUAUAGAGUCGUUUCGAAACUUAAGAGAGUUAAGGAAAAUUUGAAAAUUUUGAAUCACUCUGUUAUAGGGGAUAUUGGAGCUGCUUAUUCUCAGGAGGAGGCGGAUUACAGGAAAAGUCAUGAAAGGCUUCAAGAGGCUUAUUAUGAGUUUCUUAGGCAAAAGGCAAAAAUGACUUGGCUUCAUCUUGGGGAAGCAAAUACUCAUGUGUUUCAUAGGAGUAUUCGUAUGAGAAGAUUGAGGAAUUCUGUGUUGGCAGUCCGUGAUGAAAAAGGGCAGUGGCAAGAUUCUCAACCAGAAGUUCAAAAAGCUUUUCUUGAUUAUUUUCAACAUCUUUUGGGGUAUAAAAAGCUUGGUUGA
This is a messenger RNA of Humulus lupulus (European hop), 780 nucleotides long. RefSeq lists its product as uncharacterized. Lineage: Eukaryota; Viridiplantae; Streptophyta; Magnoliopsida; Rosales; Cannabaceae. The transcript has 2 exons. Bases 1 to 780 code for a protein of 259 amino acids. The record is from RefSeq and is a predicted model, not a curated record.